Molecule: messenger RNA, 32746 nt
Organism: Pelobates cultripes (western spadefoot toad)
Lineage: Eukaryota; Metazoa; Chordata; Amphibia; Anura; Pelobatidae
Source: the annotation of a GenBank genome assembly
CUCUCUCUCUGCUCCGUCUGGUGAAAACGUGACAGUAAACCCGGUGAUAACCAAACCGUUAUCCUCCUCCGAGCUGCCACCGUGAUACCGUUAGAAGGAUCAGAGGCGGAUUAAGGAGGGGGCAGAGAGAGAGGGGGGGGAGAAAACAUGUCAUUUUGCCUGCAAUAUGAACACAGGCUGAGCUGGGCUAGUUAAUUGGAGCUAAUCCUUGCCCUGGAGGCGUUUUGGGAGCCCUGAGCUUUGUGUGUGAGAGUGAGUGCAGUCAGUGGGAGUGAGGGUGAGUCUGGCUGCAGUUGAGGCUCCUGGCUGGCUGGAGGAUUUUUUGGGGGGGGUAUUUGUUUCUGGAAGACAAGCUGAAGGGGAGCCUUGCUGAGACAGAGGAGAAGGGGGCAGCCUGCUUCCAGUGACUGAGAGAAGAGGGGCAAAUCUGGCCAAGAUCAAGGUGAGAGGGGGGCAGAGGGUGCGGGAGGGGGGGCUGGUUUUGGAAAGUGACUUUAACUAGUCUGGACAGAGAUGGAUGGAAGAUCCUGCUCUCCCCUUUUGUUCCCUUUCCCUGUCCCCCCCUCCUUCCAGUCACUCAGGGGGUGCCGGGGUCAUGGAACUUGGGGGGAGGUGGGUAAAUUGGGGACAGAUCCUGUGUGGGGGGUACUGACUCCCCAUAUCUUGGUCUGGGCUAUAACUGGGUGAAUGCGGUGCUGGGGGUUUGUGUGCGAUAUGAAGGCGAUAUGAGGGAUGUGCUAUGUACUAAUGGUGUAUGCAUGGUAUCAGUGGGCAUUUAACUGUUUGCCAGAGUUUGCCACAUGGAGACCAUGCUAUGUGUGAGGAUCGAUAGAGAGGUAUGGCUUAUUCACUAAACUGUGAGUUUGAAAUACAGUUUUAUAAAAAGCAUAUUUUUCCCCCUAAUUUGGCUAAACCGGUGUAAAUGUUGAAAUUGUAUUUCCAGUUUGCAGUUUGCUCCCAGAGUGUGUAAAGUGAGGCUGGGUUUAAUAAGGCGGCUAGUGGGAGGGUAUGAUGUUUGGAGAGGUCCUUGGUAGGUAGCAGGUUGGUUCCUGGUUUCCUGAUACAAAAGGGACAAGUGUCAGGAAGUAGAGAAUUUGCUCUCCCCUCACCCCAUGCUGCAAGACUUAGCCAAAAGUUUCCAGCUAUUCCCAGCCUGAUACAGUGUGUGCUGUGUGUUCUGUCUGAUAUCUGAAUGACAAUAGCUGUGCAGUGUUAAACAUUCCACUGUCUGUAUCUAGGUAGAAAAGGCAUGUUUGGCUCCUGUCAUUAUCUGUUUAUUGGAUUCAGGUAGGUGCCCCUGCCAUUCUAGGUGGAGGACCCUUGGACUGGGUUUGUAUGAUGGCAGUUAUAACACACUGCCUAUAUGUGCAUAUCUUGCCCCUUUGUCGAGUGCCGGGGGGCAACACAUUUUUAUUUUUUUAAUCUUCAUAAUCCUGUUUGCAAGCUGUGAUGUAAUUUUAAUUUAACCCUUUGGAACCUGUAGGGUCAGACUCCUCCCCUCUGAGUUUAGAGGGUUAAUGUCAUGUCCAAACCUGCCAUCAAUCCCCCAAACUGUUGGCAGCAUGGACCAACCUCCCACCCUAGACACGUAAGGGUUAAACUAAGCUAACCCAUGUGUUAUCACAAAUCUUCCAAACCCCCCUCCCCCCCCCCAAAAAAAGUGACAUAUUUGCAAAGCGGGGACAAUGAACUUGAUUAAGACUUCAAAUCUAUAUCUUUUCCUGGUCCCUUUUUUCGCCAUCUAUUGUUGGUUCCUAGAAUGCCUGCACCUUAGUCACCUUUUACCCGCACUGUCCUCUCCCCCUGCUCUCUGCAUCUGUAAUUCCAUAUUGGUUACUAGGCCCUAGAGCCAUAUGCAGAGGUGGGAAAAGCUUUAUCCUCCCAAAACUUCUUACACUUUUUGAAUUUUUUUUUUUCUGGGAUCUGAAUGUAUCAUCCCCGUCUCUGUGUGUUGUGUUAAACACGUAUUCCUGUAGGCUUUUGUACAAAAAAAAUUAAAAAGAAAGACGAGACAGACACCACCCUUCUGCAGUACCCAGCAACUUUCAACAUUCUUCGCCUUGGGCAAAUCCCCCCAAGCCAAGAAACUGAAUGGAGUUCUCACAAAUGCCUUCUGUUUAUACCUUUUAUGGCUAAAAUAACAGCUCCACAAAGAGGCAACUUCACGGAGAAACGAUUUUUUGAAAUCAUCUCAAGCUGUACUUGUAUAGCUAGUUUAAUCACCCCUAGAGAGCUUAACAACUGUGAACACAAUGGGACACAAAAUCAUUUUGUGUGCAAAUGAGCAUGUGCCAUUCUGAGCGUUUCACUUUACAUGGGCAAAUAGCUUUUACAAGCAACAUUUGUGCAGUUAGUCUACAGAGGCAGGGGGAAGAUAAUCUGGCUUUGAAAGAACUUGAUGUGCCAUUCUGGGAGGGAAAAAAAACAAAACAAAACUCCAUUUUCACAUAAUUUGGGGACCAGGCUGUAUUGGUUUCGCCUGAAGCGGGAUCUGCUGUUUCUAAAUACUUCCUUGUGCUUCAAAUUGGUUUUCCUGAUCUUUGUUUUUUUGUUUUUUUUUCUUAAUGCAAUUAAAGUCUGUGAUUAUUUUACAUAGAAUAAAUUAAUUUAAUUGUGUUUAACCCUGAUAGUGCUGAAAAUCUGCAGCGUUUGGCACAAAGGCAUGCGCGGGGCAGGGUUUUUUCCAGAUGUGUGAAGGUAGAUUAUUUAAUUGGGCAACAGGUCAUCAGGUAGGAGGACUGGCCAAGCUCUGUCUGUAAUUGACAUCUGGGCUAAUAGACUUUAAAGCACUUUACUGACAACAACUUAUAAAGAAAUGCAUUUCAAAUUUAUUUAUUUUUCCUUUUUUUAAAUUUAAGGUGACUUAAAGGUUGAGUAUAGCAGAAAUUCUUCACGCUGCUUUAGCCAUUACUAGUGAGGUAUAAUUUUGGAAUAUUGUGUCCAGUCUAGGAGCAACCGACUUCAAAAGGACAGAGAUCAGCUAGAUAGAAUUCAAAGGAAGGCUAGUAAAAUGGUGAAUGGCCUAGGGCUUCAACGCCUGACUGCUGUAUGCCUUCAAGGGAAAGAUGAGGAAUGAUCGAAACCUUCAAAACAAUAAAGGAUUAAAUUACUUUGAAGAAAGAAGCAUUGUCAAUAAAAAGGGAACAGUACAACAAGCUCAGAUUUGAAACUGCUUGGGUGGAAAACUAGGGGAUAACGUGAGAACAUACUUCCUUACAGAAGGGUAGUGGAUACCUGGAGAUGCCAUCCAGUGGAAAAUAGAAAAACUAACACACUAACUGGUGGAAUGAUAUCUCCUGAAUAAUAAGCCAUACCAGUUAAAUUAGACUAUAUGGGCCCAGUCAGUGCACUGUCUAGGGCAAUAUACAGGGCAACUAGUAUCCCCACUGUAAAAGAAUUGGGACACUUGCUGUGCCCUGGGUUAGGAUUGGAUUGGGAGCCCUGUUCUAGGAUUCUAUGUUCAACAGAUCCGAUUACUGCAGAUUGCAGAAAGAAAUCACUAACUGCAGCUGGGGCCCAAAACUUUCCAUGUGAUCUGUCCCUAUGGGUCUGGAUGCCAGAGGUGCAAGCAACGUGUUGAGCACCCACCCAGCUCUCAAAGGAUUUGGUAGAAGUAGGCUUAAUUUAUAUUUACCUCUUCCACUCUCGGAACGAUGAUAAAAGUCUUUAGUGACAUUUUGAACUCGAGAGGCGAAAAGGAAAUGUAAAAAAAUUGCCAGAAUCCUACGUGGAGAUGUAGUUUACUAAUGUGUUGUUGCUGCAGAUUCUAAUGAAAUGCUAAAAAAAAAAAACAAUGACAGAGAUCAGAAUAUGUUACGAUAUAUUUCAUGCUGUGAUCCCCAAACCAGACUUUACACAAACUGUGUCUGCCUUUACAGGUGCAUGUUGUAAGGGUCUUUGGGAAUUAGCUGAUUUUAGACUUGAAGUUCUACAAAACAGCAAAUUAAACUCUAAAACGGGCUCCGUGUGUUGUGUGUAUGGACAAUAUAUAUAAUGUGUGUGGCAUCCUUUAAUCAUUGUGUACAGUGUAUAUAGCUGGUGGCAUGUCUUGGGCUUUAGCAAUGCUGAGAGAGAGCAUAGCCUGUGCAUCGAAUAGGUGGUGGGAUUCCUUGGGCUGUAAAUACUUGUAAUAUAUAGUUGCGUGCAAUUCUUUUGGCUGUAUUUUCUACCUGCUUUUAGGGAACACUGAGCCAUAUAAAUGUGAAUUGGACAAUAUAUACACAUACACAAGUUUGCUGUGUAUACAGGAUCUCUGUAUAUCUAGCGUGUUUCCAUUGAUAGUAUACAGGUGUGUGCAGGACAGUAUAGGUGCAUAUACAUAUAACACGAUUAUAGUUAGUGUAAAAGUAUGUUGAUAACCUGUAUAUCUAUUUAUAAUCUAUAUACACACACUAUAUUAUGUAGCUAUAUUUGGUAUUUAUAGAAUUUUGGAAACCGUGUCCUCUUUUAUGACCUGUGAAAUGCCAGGAGGGUGGGAGGGGGGUGUCCAUAAACCUGGAAUUAGUUGAAAUGAACAGAGGAAAUUUGGAAUAAUAGCCAAGGUGGAAUCAAUUUUGCAUUUGAGAAUAUUCCAUUAUGACCAAUUUGGCCUAAACUUUUACAUUUCUCCACAGUUCCCAGUUUAGUGCAUAACCUCCAAGUAUGUUCCCUGAGAGGCAGGCCGGAUAAUGGGCAUCUACCACCCAUCCCGUCCGGUGAUGUACACCUACCAGCAGGUGGAAUGUCACCUCCGGGACUUACCUUGCAUAUUAAGACCAGUUUCCUAUGGUAAACAGUCACUGACACUUGAAUUUUCCAAUAACGAACCUAUAGGAAACGUAAAAUAUCUCCUGCUAUCUAAAGUAACAAACUAAACCGCUUCUAUUUUGUUCCGGACAAGUCUCGUUAUUAUUAGGCUAUUCUCUUCUGAACACUGCUCCAGGUCUUUUUACUGGUCAGAGAAUGUUGGCCAAGUUCUGCUUGGUUUUCUAAACAGUGUAAUGUGUUGUAACAAUGCUAGCGGUUUUUACUAAAGAAUGACUUGUGAUUUUACAACUGCUUUAAAACCAGCAGAACUUCAUCUUAAUUCAAAGUUUAGUUUGUUUGUUUUUAUUGCAAGUUGAUUAUUUUCGCCUAUAUUUUGAAAACCAUUGCCAACAAUUCACAGCUCCCCAUUUAGUGAAUGAAGCCUUUAAUGUCGCUGAGUUGUGUAUUUAAGCUGUUGAUGGAGAUCUUAUUGAAGCUUUUAUGGGAUGUUAAUAAUAAUAUCUGGCCAUUUAAAUCUAAUUAAACUGAGACUAGCUAAUAAUAUCUAUACAGAACAUCAUAAUAACAUGAGACCUAUUUGAUGCACUGAGUCCAGUUUGGGACAGGGAAAGAGGUCUAUUCACGUAUCUGGAAAUAAUGGAGAACUGAUAAUCGAAUUGCAAAGUUUGGAUUAAAACAGCCAGCUUGUUAAAAUUCAAACACAGAAAUUUGCUGUACGCUCAAACUCCUAGUGCUGCUAUAGUAGCAUCAGCCCAAAUGUAUAAAAAAAACAAAAUGUAACAAGUUACCCCGCACAUUAUCCCAAACCCCUAUGUCCAUUUCAAAAGCAGAGGUUACCUCUGCACCGAGCAAUAAUGUGUAAGAUCACCUACCAAUGUCAGGGCAAGCCUCGUAGGUAAGUCCUACACUAACCGUUCACCUUAAUGCUUUAAUUGGAAAAAUACUCUAAGAACGUAAGGUAGUUUUUAAUCUCUGAUAUUUUUACCUUCAUUUUGCAGUUUUAGUUUUUUGUUUUUUUUAAGUUCCACAAUUCCCAGUUGUUAAUAGACCCAAGAACCUUCUUUUCAAGCAAUAUCAUGACUAGUAUUGACAGCACAUAGAACACGAGAGUCCAAUUUAUGCAAAAAUAUUUAAAUUCUCUUUCAGUGGUCAGAUUGGUAAUUGCAUUAUAUUAUAGCUGAUUUCAAUACGCCUCAAGUGAAUCGAUAAUUUGGGAAGAGAUUUCAAUGUGAAACGAUUUAUUGGUAGUAGAUUUCUAAAAUCGUCGGAAAGACGAGGUUAAAAGACAAAACCGUUAUUUGUAUCUGUUUUUUUUUUUUUUUUUUUCUCCCCUCUCUCCACUUGUUUUAGUGGGAGGGUAUUUUAUUUUUGCAGGUGAGCGAAGACAUCAGAGACAUGUUACUGUAAAUGGAUUGAUGUGAAAUUUACGUGGUGUAUAAACUAAAUGCCUCAGGUAUUGAGGAAGUCACUAAUUUAGAGGUGUCUCGUUAUUGAGACAAACUUGCAAAAGCCCCUGAAUCCCAAUUCACAAAUUGGUUAUUCGUUUGUCAGGGGGAUAUUUCACAUCUAACACAUAAGCCCACGACCUUUAAUUAGAAUUUUGCAGUUUGUUCUAUGCCCCUUGAGGCUGACACCUUGAAAAAAAAUGCUCCUGAUUUCUUAUUGCUAAUAAGCAAAUUCCUCCUACCCUCUGGUAUUUUGAAGAGAAUGAUGCAAAUAAUCUUAAUUGCAGCACUGGCAAUAAUUUGUUAGCUGAAUAUAUGAUCAGGCAGAUGCAGAAACGAUCUGAUGAGACCUAUGAUCAUAUCAGCAUCGGAUCGUUUGUGGUCACAGGGAAGGAACGCUCAUCUUUUUCUCUUUCACUUCCAGGAGGGAAGCAGCAUGUCCCGUCUGUCGUUAACCCGCUCUCCGGUCUCUCCUCUGGCUUCCCAAGGAAUACCACUCCCAGCACAGCUCACGAAGUCUAACGCACCUGUGCAUAUUGAUGUAGGAGGGCACAUGUACACAAGCAGCCUGGCAACUCUAACUAAAUACCCAGACUCCAGGUAAGAAGACACCACCUCUAUGUACCAGGUUAAUUAGUGAUACAAUUAGCUGCUAGAAAUUCAAAAUAUAAACAGCUCAGUCGUAAGAAUUCUUCGCUUUAUUUUCUAAAAUUGUAUUUCAGAAAAAUUAUAACUCGUGUGUGUUUUGGGAUGAAUUUAAAAUUUGAUAUAUUUUUAUUAUCCAGUAGAAUUCAAUGAUAACGUAAACUAAAGGACCACUUGGCGUAAAGUGCGCCUGGCGUACCAAGUUUUCUAUCAUGUGUAAUUUUGUUACACCUUUUAUUUCGGCUUUAAAGUGUCCCUGAACGAGCGUAGAAAUCUUUAGUUAACCAUUAAUUUUCCUACCUGCGAGUCUGAUUUUGGUAAAUGAAAAAGUGACUGAUCACCACUAACCUGGCGCAGUCUUUUUAAACAGUUUGCUGAAAGAUGAUGUCAUCUGAUGAUGGGUAGAUUAUUUUUGCUUGUUUUUCUUUAACGUUUAGUCUACUAAAAACAAUGAACUGGUUGUAGAUGAAAGUGGUUGUGAUUUUGUUUGUUUGCUUAAUUUCAUGCUUUGAGAAUACGUAGAGUUUUAGUUACUAAACAGUGAGGGGUUAAAUCACUAUAAACACUGAUUUGCAGAGAAAUGAAAUCUGAAUGAAAAAAAAUAUAGGGCACAGAGAUGACAGCUUCAAUAUAGUCACAAUUCUGGUUAUUGUAGCGUAUGUUUUGUGAUUCGGAUGUAAUACAGUUCGGUGUUUAGUGAAUAGACCCCUGAGAUGACUUAAGAAACAGCUUGCAAAGUUUAGACCAGAAUUCAAUCUAUACCUCUGAAUUAUAAAUGCUAUCAAACUCUACCAUUACAGCCUAAAGAAUAACCUAAGGUGGUUCUCAGCCAAGCUAGCUGUUAUAUAAAUAUACCAAGUAUGUUAUAUUUACUAAAUGUUUUUAUUUAAUGUGCUUAAUGAAAACAGCUGUAGCGUGUUAACACAGAAUUUCCAAGGUUCUGUUUAUUUUUAAAAGCAGCAUUAACACCCCCUAAUGGGAAGGGAGAUGUAUUUUCUGCAUUUAUUUACAGUGUAUACGGACAGACAGCGUGCCCACUUUUUUUCGGUACACUUCUGAUUUCUACACUGUGUUGGGGAAAGCUUGAGAGAGCUACUGGGAGUUUAGAGAAUUCAUAUCACCCGGUGUGAAAUCAUUUUACUAAUCACAGCCGCUCGUCUUGGAUCCCAGCAGUGAUUAACAAAUUGAUUUCACACUGGCAGUGUAUGAAUUCUGCAUUGUGCUGGGCAGAUUGCUCAAGUCCUGCCUGACUUAAUGAAGAAUGUUUAAGGGGUUUUUGUUCACCAAACAUCAAACUGUGGCAGCAUUGUAGCAUUUUGGCACAAAUAGGUAAGCAGUGACAAUAGCAGAGUUGGAGAAUUGAUCCAAAUUCAGUAUUUUAACAUACCGUUUGUAAUUCAAUUUCCAGUUUUUACAAUUUGGUGCUUAGUGGACACAAUGCAAAGCUUGCUCUUCCAAAGAAAAAAAGCAAACUGACAACCUAUUGAGAAUCUACCUGGCUGUUAGCCUAGCUGUGGAUGUGCACCCAGCCCCAUCUGAUAGAGAAUUGGCUGCUAGUUUAAAUACUCCAUGUGCUUUUUACAUUAACUGUGCAUCCAUUAACCUUUUGAGUGCUGAGGGUGUGCUCCUUAACCAUCCACUGAUGGUUUGGUGACUUAUCCAAGUUUUUAAUUAGCGUUCUCUUGUAUUAUGGCAACAUGGAGUGUAAAAUGACUUCACUGUGUCCCCCCCCCCUUUUGACACGCCUAUACACACACACACAUUAUAAAAGCAGACGGAACGCAAGAAGCUGUAAUUGGCUUCUCAAACUACAUUCCCAGUAGUUACAGUUUAACUUAACUCGUUUUUUCCAUUUUGCAAGGUCAUACUUUGACUCAAGGACACAAGCGUCCCAUGCCUCCUCUCUCUGUGCAGUCUUUUGAUUUCUUAAAAAUCAUUUUUGUGGGUUUUGUUUUCCUCUAUUUUUUUUUAGGAGGGUGAAGUGGUGUUUUGGAAGUUUUACAUUGUAUCACACACCACUAAGGUUAUGUAUGUUUAAGGCAUUGGUUAAAAUAUGAACCUGUUACACAUAUAACACAAAGCAAAACUUACCUGGCUUUGUUUAAAUAAUUACGAAUGACAUACAACCUAGUAUUUUGGUUGGAUCUGCCUGGGAACAGAAUGACACCUUUUUGGAUGCUUUACGUCCGUUACUGUCAGAAUUGGCCUGGAUUCAGAAACCAAGGGAACGCUUUACAGCUGCUGCAAAACAUACAGUAACCUUCCAGUUGUAGAAUCCUAUAUGUUUCUGUAUGGAAACCUUUAAUAUGAUCUGUGGAGUUAUUAAAGGGCCACUUUAGGCACCCAGACCACUUCAGCUUAAUGAAGUGGUCUGGGUGCCAGGUCCCUCUAGGAUUAACCCAUUUUUUUUUUAUAAACAUAGCAGUUUCAGAGAAACUGCUAUGUUUAUAAAUGGGUUAAUCCAGGCUCUAAAACCUCUAGUGGCUGUCUCAUUGACAGCCGCUAGAGGCGUUUGCGUGCUUCUCACUGUGAAAAUCACAAUGAGAACACGCAAGCGUCCAUAGGAAAGCAUUAUGAAUGCUUUCCUAUGAGACUGGCUGAAUGCGCGCGCAGCUCCUGCCGUGCAUGCGCAUUCAGCCGAAGAGGAGGAGGUGGAGAGGAGGAGGAGAGCUCCCUGCUCGGCACUGGAAAAAAAGGUAAGAUUUAACCCUUUCCUCGCCAUCCAGCCCGGCGGGGGUGGGGGCACCCUCAGGGCACUAUAGUGGUCCUUUAAAACAUGCUGAUGACCACAAACACUGUAUAUAGAUGCAUCUAUAAAUAGUUGGAGUAACGGGGACAGGGCACAUAAAAUUCAUGUAGUUUUUUAAUUUUAUUUGUGCAACUAAAACACCCAUGAUGCUCGGCUGGCAUUGGGUUUUCUUUUAGAAUGAAGCAUCAUGGGACUUGCAGUAUCUCUAAAACUUGAGUUCUGCCUGUGUCCCAGAUCUACUAAGUUAAUGGGAACAUGCACAUUUUGUGUAAAACUGUGUGAAAAUUGACAUUUGUAAGAUCUUUCCCAACAGGUCUGCCAUAGCCAUGUUUUUGGAAUUGGAGGUUUGGGAGUCAAACAGACCCUGUGGGUAGUAACGUGGGAUGCUUACCUGAAAUAGAACAUUCUCAAACCAGUCUCUUUUCUCUUCAUUAGUGGAACCCUGAAAUGGGUGUAUAUGAUGCUGCCGUCUUAGGAUGUGUUUAAUAAUUGAUGACAUACCUACUUGCUCGGGAUCCGCUAGUCAGUCUGCGUUCAUUUAAGACACAUAUAACGCUCACUUUGUGGAUUCCUACAGCAAAACAAGUUAGAAAGUGAUCUCUCAAUCAGGACGCCAGUUUAAUUACAAGUUCAUUUGAACUCUAAUUAAAUUUUAUUAAUUUUCCGUUGUGUGCGGUUAAUUAUUGACGAGGCUGUAGGUACCUUUUAGAUAUAAUAGUGGUAACAUUGGUCCUCAUGUUUAGAUUGAAGUAAAAUGCUUUGUGUCCACUAGAUAACUGUGGGAAUGAGAACUGGUCAGAGAUCCCUAAAAAUGACUUUCUUAAUACAGGGGAUGUGGGUGAUUUUCUCCUGUUACAGUUGUUAUGGUAUAUUCUGAAGUGGCAAUCAGCACUGAAGGUUAGGAUGUCUCAUGCUGUCUCUGAAAGAAAAAAUAAAUCUUUAUCCUUGUUGAUGGAGCAUUAGUGGACAUUUAAUGCAGUUAAAGGAUGGCAGUGGGUUUGUAGUGGCACUCGAGUCUUUUUCAGGUUUAAUAGUUUACGUCAGUAGAACCAUCGCUGGUUAAUAUUCCAAUCCUUUAGCAAUUGCUAGUAGAGAAAGCAAUGCUUUUCUGAUAUCUGUAAAGAAAACUUGGAGCCCUUCUAAUACCUGUGGAAUGUGGAUACAUGUUACUGCAGUGAUGGGCAUUGAGUAAAAGGAAGAUGAAUGUUUGUGUCACAGUUUGGCAGAAUUCUGAGCCAUCUUGUACUUAAGAGUCUUUCUUUUUUUUUUCUUUAAUUAGGUUGUUUGGCUCUGGUUGCCCUUGUUCUCAGAUUAGCCGAUAUAAAACUGUUUGCCUCUUUAUUACUUAUAAACUUUUUGCUGUUACCAUCUAAUGAUUGUUCGCUACUUCUGACACCUCACAACCUUUAAAUUGUGUCUUCUGCUCCAAAACCUGGAGGCAGUCACGCUGGUAAGAGGUAAUUAUUCCUCCCACGGAUUCCCCAGCCGGCCUCCUUGUUGAGUUAAAUAUUCAUUUUAGAACAUAUACAUUAGAAAAUGGAUGAAAAAAUGAACUUUCCAACUCCAGCAGCCUCCAAAAUUCUCCUGAAAGACUACGGACCUAAAGUUCUCCUAAAAUAUGACUGGGCAAAGGGCAUGUCCAGCUGGACAUUAUUACGGGACUGUGAUGGCUUCAUUGCUCUUUGGGAAAUUAAAUGUUUGAACCAUUACAAAUGUAUCUCGUAUACCGAAUAUACUCUGUGUCAUGGACACACACCUCUAGCAAAGACAAUAUAAGGUGCACACAGCUAAUGCUAAAGUUUUACCAGUUCAAUACAUUGAUAAUAAGUUAUUUAGAGGUCACCAUUUCCAGACUGAGUCCUUAAAGCUAUGGCUUCGUCUGUGAGUGCUCCUUCCAGUUGCAAUUAAAAAACCCAUUCUGGCCACACAGGAAGUGUCCUGAUACAUUGUUGCUCUUACAGAAGCAAAUGCUAGUGAGGUGCAAUAAUGGUCGCAUCGAGCAGGGCAGGGUGAUGUAACCUUUGCCAUCGGGCAGUGCAGGAUGAUGUAAACUGUGCCAUCAGGCAGUGCAGGGAGAUGUAACCUGUGCCAUUGGGCAGGGCAAGGUGAUGUAACCUGUGCCAUUGGGCAGGGCAAGGUGAUGUAAACUGUGCCAUCGGGCAGUGCAGGGAGAUGUAACCUGUGCCAUUGGGCAGUGCAGGGUGAUGUAACCUGUGCCAUUGGGCAGUGCAGGGUGAUGUAACCUGUGCCAUUGGGCAGGGCAAGGUGAUGUAACCUGUGCCAUUGGGCAGGGCAGGGUGAUGUAACCUGUGCCAUCGGGCAGGGCAGGGUGAUGUAACCUGUGCCAUCGGGCAGGUCGAUUUAAGCCAUGCCAUGGGCUGAUGUAGCAAUGUGAGCAUUGCUAUGGGGCACGUUGGCAGUGAUAUUGGUAGCUUUAUUAGGGGCGGUAUGUUUAAGUGAAGGCCAAAUAGUAGUUUAUGCUGGCAAUGGAGAGGUGCUGAAAAGAGCAUGGGAUAAUGGAGAAAUUGUGGUUUAUUUCAGUAGAAUGAUGCAAUCCAGAAUGUUUGUUGGCUGUGUGUGAUAUCCGCAUGUCCAAGGGGUAGUGUGUUUGUACUGGCUAUGUGUGAUGUCAGCAGGGCUGUGGGAUAGUGAGUGUUGGCAGUGCCGUGUUUGUGUUGGCAGUGUCCUGAGUUAGUGUAUUUAUAUUGGCAGUGCCCUGUGUUAGUGUGUUGGCAGUGCCCUGUGUUAGUGUGUUGGCAGUGCCCUGUGUUAGUGUGUUGGCAGUGCCCUGUGUUUGUGUGUUUGUUGGCAGUGCCCUGUGUUAGUAUGUUUAUAUUUGUAGUGCUCUGUAUUAGUGUGUUUAUAUUGGCAGUGCCCUGUGUUAGUGUGUUUAUAUUGGCAGUGCCCCGUGUUAGUGUAUUGGCAGUGCCCCGUGUUAGUGUAUUGGCAGUGCCCUGUGUUAGUGUUUUUGUUGGCAGUGCCCGGUGUUAGUGUUUUUGUUGGCAGUGCCCUGUGUUAGUGUUUUUGUUGGCAGUGCCCUGUGUUAGUGUUUUUGUUAGCAGUGCCCUGUGUUAGUAUGUUUAUAUUUGCAGUGCCCUGUGUUACUAUGUUUAUAUUGGUAGUGCUCUGAAUUAGUGUGUUUAUAUUGGCAGUGCCCUGUGUUAGUUGGCAGUGCCUUGUGUUAGUGUUUUUGUUGGCAGUGCCCUGUGUUAGUGUUUUUGUUGGCAGUGCCCUGUGUUAGUGUUUUUGUUGGCAGUGCCCUGUGUUAGUGUUUUUGUUAGCUGUGCCCUGUGUUAGUAUGUUUAUAUUGGCAGUGCCCUGUGUUAGUGUUUUUGUUGGCAGUGCCCAGUGUUAGUAUGUUUAUAUUGGCAGUGCCCUGUGUUAGUAUGUUUAUAUUGGCAGUGCCCUGUGUUAGUGUGUUUGUUGGCAGUGCCCUGUGUUAGUAUGUUUAUAUUGGCAGUGCCCUGUGUUAGUAUGUUUAUAUUUGCAGUGCCCUGUGUUAGUAUGUUUAUAAUGGUAGUGCUCUGUAUUAGUGUGUUUAUAUUGGCAGUGCCCUGUGUUAGUGUGUUUAUAUUGGCAGUGCCCUGUAUUAGUGUGUUUAUAUUGGCAGUGCCCUGUGUUUGGCAAUGCCCUGUGUUAGUGUGUUGGCAGUGCCCUGUAUUAAUGCAGAUUUUUACCUAUUAUAAGUAAAUAUACUGGGUCAUUUAAUAACCUGAUUAUCUUACACAUUUAUCAAAUGCAGGUUUUAGAACGCUAUAUGUUACAGUUACCGUUAUUUAAACAAACUACAUGCAUCAUUUUCAGGCUGGGGCUUGUUUUGGGAAAAUUGGUUAAAAAGAAAUCUGAAUAAAAAAAAGAUAAUGAAAAAUAUGCGCUUCUGAAUCCAUGGAUUGCAUGGGGUGUAUUUUUUAAUUGUCUCUGUAAUAAAACCAUUAAUAAUACAUUUAUUCUCAUUUCUGUCUGUCAGAGUUAUUUAUUAAAGUGUGAACUGUAGGAAAUUCACAUUGAAGUUUGGACAGAAGUAACAGAAUAAGCCACAUUCUCCAGUCGGCUACAAGAGGCCACAUUCUCCAGUCUACUACGUGCUCCGUUUGGAACAAAUCACAGUUCAUUAAAUAGCCCGGAGUAUUUCCAGUACCAUGCAGUAAGGGGGACAGGACAGUUUUAUAGUGCUUACUAUAAAGAUAUUUAUUUUAGGCAAUAUAAAGGGGAAGUUGGGUAACCUCACUGAUUGGGGCACAUCCGUUUAUAUCAAAAGGCCAAAAUAGGACACUCAGUGUUUGUGCACUGGGGCUGGGCAAUUUUGGUAAUUUCAACGUGAGAUUGUGACCUCGCAAUAUCCAUUUACAGAUCUAAAUAUAAACAACUUUAGUAUAAACACAUUACUGGGAGUUUUCUUUAUAUAUUUGCUGGGCCCUGUGACUACUGGUAGCUUGCUAUAAUUGGUUACUUUGAUUCUGGGUCUGGGUGAUGAUCAGCUUUUUUUGAUGCAGUUAAUGUAUAUGGAGCUGCUCUGCCGCUAAAAUAUAAAUUCUAAUCUUCUAAACUACAUUAUGGUCAGACAGAUUUAAAAUAAUGUCACAGAAGAUACAGAAUUGUUACUUUUUCUGUCGCAAAUAAUUCUAAAAAAAACAAACAACAAACCAUAAGAUUCUAUGUUCAUAAUGGUUGAUUUAUUUGUCAACAGAGAUACUUUAAAAUCCAAUAAUAUUAAAAAUAAUUUCUGGAACCAGGGAGGCUGUCUGUUCAGCGAGCAGUUUGUCCGUCCUUGUGAAUUUUACAUUACAUGUUCUCUGCUUGCUGGCUUCUACAGAGAAACCCAAACUGGCCCGGGGCUCUGUGAGAAUCAGGGCUGGGGGCUAUUGACCGAGUGGUGCAUCUGCAGCUUGUGAUGAGUUCAGUUAGGAAGAAGCUGUGCUGGGAGGGGGAGGAGGAAGACCUCUCUGCCAUGCACUAACCCUUUGUAUGCCAUAGGCGUGAACAGACGUGUUGUUGGUUCCUUGGGCAUUAAAAGUUUAAACAUUGUGUGAAAUUGUACACCACCGAUUCCUCAUUUUAUUUACAAGCCAGUGCAAUGAUUGUCAUAGUCAGUACAUACAAACAGCAUAUAAUGAAGGCUGCUAAAAGCAUUCUUUAUUAUUGAUGUCCAUAAAAUGAACAUAUUGAUCAGAUUAACCUGGUUUUUAUUUAUUCAUUCAGCGUCUAUAUGUGCAUAUACAUUGCCAGCUGGGUAACAUGGCAGAAUACAGGCCAGUGACGUAUGAACUUGGCACCGACGAGGUCUGAAAUACAUUACCCACGAUGCCCCGUCUUUUAGUUGGCAAGGUAUCUUGGGAAAUGUAGUUCACAAAAAUCCACAGAGAGCCAUGACAGAUAUAUAUACAGGUGCUUUCUAGUUAAAAUGAACCCACUGUCUUCAUUGACCUGCUCGUGAUGCAGGGUCAGACCCCUGCCUAGCUGUCAUUGCCAUGAGCAAACUUAAUGAACAUUGAUCACAAGAAAUUAGCAUUUUCUAUUUAUUUUUACAUAGCUCUGUAGUUAUUUUGCUUUGAAAUAAAAAAUUCCCCGAAAGGUUAAUAUUAGAUCCCUUUUCAUUAGAGCAAUCAUGGGAAUAUAACCUGCAUCACUCACUGCUGGUAUGGAUGGAUGGGGCAGGGAAGCCGAUUUUAUUUUAUAUUGCUUUAUAUUUCACAGUCUGUGGUAUAAAGUUGGUUGAAUAUUUUUUCUGCGAGCAUUUCUUUAAAAUGGACCUUUAACCCAGAGACAGAAACAAGGUCUGCUUCAGGCAAUUAAUAAAACAUACUGUCUGCACUGUGCGUGGGUAUCACUAAUUCUCUCUAUACCUUACAUAUAUUCUAACAUGAGCCAUAAACGGCUCGUUCUGACAGCAUGUAAAUUGCACUGUGUGUACAAUAUGUCUGAAUUCAGAAAUGUCAAUAACACACAUUUCUUCACAAUCUAGCAUAAAGAAAACCACAUUACUAGUUAAUGAUCAUUGCCUUUUAGUAGGUCUGUCAUACCCCUAGCCGAGACCGGAGUGAGAUCUCUAAUAGUCAUACGUGGUUAUUUACCAAAGUGUAACAUCAUUUUAAUUUUGCCUCUUUUGGCUCAAAAUCUGAAAUUCACUUUGAUGUAGACAUACUAGACAUAGUAGAAGCGAUUAGUGGGUCUAUUUACUCCUAACAUAGCACUGAGUCCUAGAAGAUAUUUACCUAUUAUAAGCAAAUAUAAUGAGUAUUUAAUUACCAGUUUAUCUCAUGCAGAUCUUAGAUCUAUAUCGGUUAUUAAAUUUAAUACACCCUCAACCCUCUAAACAUUACCUACUGUAUAAAACAUAGAGGAGAUAAACCCAUUUAGGGCUUGCAAACCAGAUAUAUUUUGUGAAAAUGUUCAAUUCCCAAGUUCGAGUCUGCAAAGUGUCGCAUACAUAGUAAUGCUGUUCUACAACCAGUGGAGACCUAGCUAUUUACAUACAUGUCCGCCUCUCUCACAAGUGAACUUAUAUCGGGGUCUCUGAUAAGGUGAGAAGGAUAGGUAAUUGAAGACUGUUUUCUUGUCAUUUCAGGAUAAGCCGGCUGUUUAACGGCACUGAACCCAUUGUUUUGGACAGUCUUAAACAGCAUUACUUUAUUGACCGAGACGGUGAAAUUUUCCGAUACAUAUUAAGUUUUCUACGAACGUGUAAACUACUCCUCCCUGAAGACUUUAAGGUAAGAGACUGAAAGGUAACUCAUAGAAUGUUCCUCUAGGGGUAAAAUGCAACUCAUAGAAUGUUCCUCUAGCGGUAAAUGCAACUCAUAGAAUGUUCCUCUAGGGGUAAGAGGCAACUCAUAGAAUGUUCCUCUAGGGGUAAAAGGCAACUCAUAGAAUGUUCCUCUAGGGGUAAAAGGCAACUCAUAGAAUGUUCCUCUAAGGGUAAAAGGCAACUCAUAGAAUGUUCCUCUGUGGCUAAUUUUCCGAUACAUAUAAUUUCUAAUUAGUGGGAUAAUAGCUGCUUGAUCCAAGGAGACAUCUGACUGCUAUUUUGAGGUCAAGAAGGAAUUUUUUUCCUAGUUUGUUGCAAAAUUGGAAACCCUUCAGACUGUUUUUUUUUUUUUUUUGCCUUCUUUUGGAUCAACAGCAAAAACAUAUGUGAUGAAGGCUGAACUUGAUGGACGCAAGUCUCUUUUCAACUAUGUAACUGUAAUUUCAAGUGUGAAAAGCAGUAAACAGUAUCUAACUUCUGGCUAAAUUCCAUUGUGUACAAAGUGCCUUCAAACUGUGUCUUACGAUGGCAUAAAACCAGCGAACUUUCAUAUUCCACCUAAUUCUGCCUAUCAAGUUAAAAUUGAUUGUAACUAUUAUUAUUAUUAUAAGGCCGAAACAUACUCCACAGCGAUGUGCAAUGGAUAACUAAAACUAAAGAAACUGGACUAACCAUACAGAAAAGGGAAAGUAUUAAAAAGGAAGAUCGAGUGAUUGGUGUAUAGAGUCUGUAUUUUACCGUAUACAUUAUUUACAUAGUUAUACUACAUCCUAGAGUUAGGGUAGACCACGACAUGACAAGUUGUAUAAUGUGAGACAUGGACAAAAUGAGAGAACGUGAGGAACUUUUUCUGAGGACCUGGAAACAUUGGAGAGGGUGAGGUAGGACAUUCCAUUAGAAUGGGGAACCCCUGGACCCUGAACGAACCAUGUACACAAGUUGGGGCAAACUGAAGUACAGUUUGGCAUAAGAGAGGGACUAAAAUGGUGUGUGCUUGGCUACUUAACAGAGUAUAUGUAUUUUAGGUUUAGAGUUGUGGAGAGCUAUGUAUGUGAGAACUUUGGUGUAUAAAAAAGCCAAUGCAAGGAUUGUAUAGACAGUAAGAGAGAAAUGUAGAAACUUGGGUUGUGUUUAGGUCAAUAAAGAAAGAGUUGCACUAGUUGCGAUGGGAAGUGAUAUGUGUUUGAACAACAGUUUUGAUCUGAUCUUCUGCUAGAAAGACAUGUACAAACAAGGGACAUUCAAAGAUUAACUGGUCCACAGGGGGAAACGGGGCAGAAAUAUCAUGAGUAAAUUAGCAAAGGGUAGCACUGAAGGCAGCUUGGAAGAUAAAGUGAAAUGAAGUGAUCACAGUGUCCCUUUAAGCAUUCCAGCUACAUCCCAGUAUACACAUAUUUAAAGAUAUACCCAGAUAUACAGCAGAUUGUGGAAUGAACACAGUAGUAAUUCACUAUGAAUGAAGGUUCAUUUUUAGAGUAGAAACCAGAUCCAGUAGAGGUGAGCAAGGCCCGCCUUGCCUUUAUAUUGUCUUUAUUUCCAUUUAAAUUGAAAAUCUGAUGUAACAAUAUAGCAAAAUCAAAUGAAGAUGACAUAUAUAUUUUGUGACUUUGCCGGGCCUUUAACAAUGUGGUUGAUACAGUCAGCCUAUACAUUAAUUCCUAUUUUCUAUAGGCAGUCUUUUUUUAUUUUUUAUUCUACAGAAAAUCACGCUGAUAUGUAAACUUCACACAAGCAGAAGUGAAAGCCAGUUUUCAGCAUAAUUGAAGUAAUAGGAAACCAUAUAUUUGUGCAAAGGAGAUAUAUCGAGUGUUUAUGUUUCUCUAAUUAGGACACACCGUGGAGAGUGUAAAAUUUGCGCGUCCUGUUACUUGGUGCCACGAUUAUAUGUAAAAGGAAUCAUUACAAAAGCCUGAUGAAUAUUUAUCAGUUUUCACCUUUGCUUAAUCAAACAGAAUAUGAGCCGCGGGCUCAAUCGAGCUGCAUUUCACUUGUGUAGUUGUGAAUGUUGUUAAAAGUUUGGAAUAUUUAGAGUGAAACAAUUCAGGGGCCGUGACAGUUUCUGUAGAAGUUUGCGAGAAAGCAUGGCGGGUGCGAGGGGUGUCUGCCGCUCUAUACGUCUUCCAGCACUUAAGGAAUUAGCAUUUUGAAGGCUGUAUACUGUGAAUUAUCUUGCACUGUCUAUAUGCCUUGCAGUAGUCUCUCCAGUCAUGCAAUGCAAUUUGCAUUUUUACUUAUAAAUUUGUCUACCCUUUGGUGAUAAAGACUCCUGAUAUAUUCACUGAUAAGAGGUGUUCUCACAAACAAUACUUUGUGGCAGGUUCACACAGAAGUAAAGAUUUUGAUGGGAGAAGAAGACUGUCAGGGCCGACCCAAGACAUUAUGCUGAAUGGGCCCAAGACUCAAAUGCUCGGAAUAAAGUGUUUUGUAGUAAAAGGGGUGGGUGGGUGGGUUCACAAAGCAUCUCUGGAUCUCUAAACUCUCUGAAAGUUAACAUAAGAAAGGCUGUAGGUUCAUCACACAUUCCUCUUAUGCAAAAUAUAUUUGCAAAUGGUAUAUAAACCCACAUGUAAAUGUGCUCACAGGUGGACAGAGCAUACAAUGUGUUGAAUGUUGUCUGGGGAGACAGGUAUUUCUGUAGAUCACUUUGUCUAACAAUUUUCUCCGCAGAAUUCUGCUGUAUGAUGCAGAUUAACAGGAAGUCAUACGUGCAAAGCAAAAUGGCUUCCGCCAUCUGUCUUUAAUUCAGUAACAUGAUUGCAAGUAUUGCAUGCUCUGUCAAAGUACGGAAACUUUUACACAGAGAUUUGUGAAAGUUAGAAAAUGGUCUUUCAUACAGGAGCAUUUGUUGUUGUUUUUUUAUAGCCUGCCUUUAAGGUUCUUAUUUACUUUCUCAUAAUCAGUAACAGACAGUAGUUUGCUCAAAGAGCAGAAACUGUAGAUUCCUGAGUAUUUUGCUAUUCAAUCCCUUAAUCUAUUCUUUUUAGUGAACACCCAGCCCUUGUAGUAAUGCAGGUACAGCAAUGACUCACAGACGUAGCCAUUACAUGCAAUCAGUCAGCGCAGGGAGACUCAUUCAUUGCAUAACCUUUUAAAUCCAAGCCUGGAUCUCUAAAAAUGUACCCCUCAAUGCCGCAGACAGUACAGACCUUUUCACGCCCAAGAGUCAGCUUUAUUGCAGGAUUUUCCUAUGAUCUCUGAUAAUAACCCAGGGCUUUUCUUAACCUUUGAUGUGUCGCAUUUAGGAGGAAUGGCAAAAUAAAGACACCGCCUGAAAUUGGUUACCGUCAGGAUGAGGCCUGGGGUGGGCAAGUAAUUUAAUGGAAACGUACUCAGGCGUACCCGAAAUCUGAAAGAAAUUAAGGGAGGGAUCUGUAUACGCACAGAUAAUAGGCUGCUUUACAAGGGAGUUGACAAGUGUCUCGGCAGACACUCUGUAUCUGUUACUGUUUGUUGGUGUGCUUAUUUUGAAUGUUGUGUGAUUGCGGCCGUUAGGUGAAAUUAGUGGUAUUUUGUUUGUAGGAUAAAAAACACACUUCAAGGGACACUCCAGGCACCAACCCAACAAGCAUGCAUUCGAUAGCGUCAUUUACAGUUGAUUCAGUAAUUUACCUAGAUUAUUUUGCAUGGUCAGUUUCCUUAGCUAUAAUGUUAUCACUCUCCCUCCAUCUCUCCAUCCAAACCUGCAGUGAUUCUACAUUCACUGCAUUAGCACAGCUGUAAGUGACUUUGUAGUGUAUACAGUGUUAUCCUUAAUCUUUAUUUGAAUUCUUUUUUUCCCUAUUCGUUCAUACAUGUGCGGUUAUUACAACAACAAAAAAAAGGUUGACGCUAUAACUGAAUAUUAAAGAUGCAAUACUGUAACUUCACUUAUCUAAGGGAACAUCUUAGGGACGUACCAUAACAACGUAUACGCACUGUGCACAGAGACCCAUCUCUCCUGUACCUAUAACAAUCUGCGAGAAGUCUUUCCCUUGUCAGUGGAGGAAUCUGUACAAUGCGUGUAAUUCAUUCUGCAGGUCCCCACGUCCCCUGCCUGGCUCUCAGAAAAAGUUAAAUUGCGGUUGCACAUAUGAGGAGUUGGUGAUUUGGGGCUAGGCUGUGCAUAGCCCCAUUCCAAAAUCUAGUCGCUGUGGCAUGAAUGGAACUACUGCUGGGUUCUGGACUACAUAACCCAUCAACACCUGCUGGAUAUCAUAGACACAAAGAGAGACUCCUUAUUGAGGCCUUUUCCUGGUCUGUGAGAGGCAAUCUUAUAUUUCAUUGAAGUUUUUGAAUGUAUUAUAUAUAUAGUUGUAUUUAGCAUCUUUGUUUAAAGCUGUGUCAAUAUUUACCUCCUGAAUCUUGGUGUCCAGGACACACUCCUUGGGUGUUUUUUUUUUUGUUGUUGUUGUGGUUUUCUCUUUAUUUUUUUCUGGAUUUUUGCGUAUAACAUCAUUUUAUGCAAGUCCAUGUUGGCCAGCCUAAAUCUACCAGGCGUUUAAUCUGUUCCCUGCAAUUUAUUGAGGUGAGGACGGACGUCGCAUAGUUUUUGUCAAUAGGUAGAGGACAAGAUCUGCUCUAGAUGUUGAUCACUGGCUCUAUUUACACUGAUCAGUUUUCCACAGUUUCUUGUGUUCUAUUUCUGUAUAAGGCUGUUCAGCCCCUGUGUGAUCUACAAGGCUGUUUUGAUGACAUUAGCCUGUUGGUUAUUGUUCUUUCAUCUCACUGCUAUAACCCAUCCUCUUAUUUUGGUUUUCACAAAAAUCUUGCAUUGCGAAGCGUAUUUAACCAUUUACUCAAAACAGGAUGCACAUGGUCACCUAUUGAUCCGUGCACCAAUUAUUCCCCAGUCCGGAGUUUUGGAAACAAAUGACAAGUUCGUUUGGCUUCUGGGAUUGCGUAAUUACGUGUCCCAGAGGCAGUGCUGUGCAGUCGGCUAAUUGCGUCUGGGUUCCUGAGUUAAAGGAAAUUCACUAUUAACAGUUCAUUUCUACCAUGCUAAAUCUCUUUCUCAGUGGCCGUCUGAUUUUUCCAGGUGAAGAUUCUUUCAGUGCUGUGAGUUCAGAUAAGGUUUUAGACGUGGAUUCUGUUCCUCACAUGUAAAAAUAAUUAAUAUGAAUUAAUGUCAAAGGAAUGGUACGUGUCAGACUUGCAAUCAGGCUGGUUUCAAGCCUUUCUAGACAGAUUAAAAGGAAACUGUCAUGGAGAAAACUACCUGAUCUCUUUUAAAAGAGCUUGAAAUUCCAUCUAUACAUUGUGCUAGCAAAUGUGUAGCAUAUCUCGAUAAAAACCUAUUUAAAAAUAGAGAACUAGAAAAUGCGUUUUUUCCCCCUUGUCUCCCUGUGACAUCACUGAAGAUAUUUUAGGUCAUCCGGAAUAAUUAUAACUGGUACAGAGACACUAUAUGUAUUAGCAUAGGGCUGUAGUCAUGGAAGAGUGAUUGUGAUACUUUUCCAAAAAAAAAAAAAAAUACAAAUAUUAUUAAACCUUAAAUCCAAAUGGCAAAAUGUAGACUUUAGUAGCUAACAAUUACAGCUAUUUUAGCUUCCGUCUUGAUCCGCUUCAGCUUGGCCGCCCUGAGAGUGUGUGGUAUAUGUAUAAAGUAUAUUGUUAUUUAAAGCCCUUCGAGCGGAAUGGGAUGUGAAGUGGUUAUUAUCAUGGGGGUUUUACUAGUCAUACAUUUAGUGUAAUAGGUAUAAGUCACAUGUAAAACCAGCUUUUGAGGAGUCGUGCGCAACUCGUAUCUCUAUAAAGUUUUUACCGUGCUCGCUAUGACAUCACAGUGAUGUAAAAUUAAAUCACACUGGGCUUUGCGUGUUAUCUUGGUAUGUGACCAGCUGUUUUAUAGUUAUGUUUUUCAUAAAAAGGGCGUUUUCUACAUUGUGACAAUUUAAGGGUUCAUAUGUAUGUUUUUUAAAACAUUUUAGUGUCAUUGUAAGCAGUAUAGGAUUCUAUGCAAUAAAUUAUGAUUUGCACAUGGUGAUAAUUAAAUAUGGAUAUAAUUUUGGAUGAAGAGAUUAUUUCCUUCCCCAGUUUCCCUUUUUAACUUUUGUACCCCUUCCUUAGUUAUUUUCCCUACGUUUUUUAUAAAAUAAUAAAAAGAAAACCAGUGAAAAGGAAUUGACAGAAUAGAAAAUCACGUUUUCAUGAUCCUUCCCUCAUCAGAUGGUCAUUACAGGAGGAUAAUACUAUGGUUCUAGUUUCCUGAGCACAUAAUUGUGAUGCUGACAUAUACUGCCAAUGGAUUGUGUGUGUUGUAUAUCAUAAAUGUUCUUAACUGCUUUGUGAUGAGUGUAUGAAUAGAAACAUUCCUUAGUAACUGCACCACUUUCACAACUAUUUAGAUUUCUAAAACGUGUCUCCGGUAGAACCUUUACUCUACAUAUCCAUAUUCAUGGAUCCCACACUUUGUAAAUAAAUGAUGAUCAGCUCCCAUUUAUUUCUGCUAAUACUGUCCAACAAGUAUUAAUGAUCAAUUUCAGUUUUUAACAACAGCGGACAGUGUGAAGGUAACGGAGAUAAAAAGUACAUAGCCGAGCCUUUUUUUUUCAAACCAACACAUGUUUUUUGCCUCCAUUUUGCAAUUUGGUUUACAUUUGGGAAUAUAGUAAAUAAGCCCCACUGUCUCUGUAUUGCAGCUGAGAAACACACAGCUUUGUGUAACAUGACACGUGCCCCUGGGGCAGAUUAAUGAUGGGGCAAUGCUCCACAACCCGUGUUAUUGUUAAUAUUUUAGAAUGUCUUAUUGUAUGAAAAUAUGUUAAAACUGUGUAGGAUCCAUAGCACGUAUCCAUGGGACAGGCGAUAGAGAACACAACACAAGGGUCGGGUUUUCUACAGAAGUUUAAAAUAUUUUGGUUUUGUUCAAAUAACUGAUUUUACAAACCUAUUCUGACUCCGCUGUUUUGGCCAACACAUUUAACCUGUCUGUUCUAUACAAUUUCCAGUUUAGUUAAUGGACAAAGCUGCCAUUUGAUGAGUUAAUUUAAGGACACAAUGUACUUAUCAGUCAUUUAAUAUGCCUCGUGGGUUGCCACAAGGCAGGGAGAAGACAUGUGGUUAUUAUAUAUAGGAACACAUUAUUCAGAAUAUGCUGUGACUUGCACACAAACAGAUGUUAGUGCAAGACUAUUAGGUAAAUGAUAAUCUAUGUGUGUGCACAUCUCCUGCAUAUAGCGUAAGUGGGCAGUGUGCACUGGGUACAGGUACUUAGAUGGCUCAGUUUGGAAUUUUUUCCCCCCUGUGAUCUAAGGGUGUUGGACUCCUGGAAUUUAGGAUAAAUAUUCAAAUAGCAAGUUUAGGGGGCUGCAUGCUAGCACCAGAACCGCUGUAGCUGUAGCAAUUUAAUGACCUGAUUGUAUUGCAGAUUUUGUCACUGCAACCAAAUAAGUCACAACGUCUCAGGAGCUGGAUUCAAAAAAUUAUUAUUCAAAAAAUUAUUCCUAAUUGUACUUCUCCAAUGAUGUAUGUCCCCAAAUAUACAUAAUACACCACUGUAAUGGCAUGAGCUAAAACUGCCGGAGUGUGACACUCAGUCAAUUUGUGCAGAUGUAAAUACUCCAAUUACCACCAGUAGAUCAUGUGGCUAUGAUUGAGCUGUGUUAGUGGAUGUGUUCUAAAGGCUGGCAAAGCGCAUGGCUGUUGUAGUUCUAGAACAUCUGGGGCUCCACAUUUUGCCCAAGAUCAGUGGUUCCCAACCUGAGGUACGAACCAGUUCCCCAGGUGAAAAAAAUCUGUUUUGGCGGAACUACCGCCAGUGUGGCUGCACUGGGCCCGCUACCUAAGGGGGCCCAUCGGGUGGCCCAUGACCCGUGCACUUAGGAUCACCCAAUGGACAUGUGUCAUCAGGGGCUCAUCUGUAAAAGUGUGACUGGGCUCAUUUCUUAUCUGCCACCAGUGCUGGGAGAAAUUGAAAGCUGGUCACUUCAUCCUAGCUAACAGAAGCACCCAAGAGUUAGGAAAUUAGAGGGUUGGCUAAAAUUGUUAUCGGUGUGUGUUUUUAUGUGUGUGUCUUUGUCUGUAUGUGUUAGUGUUUGUAUCUGCAAUAUUUACAUAUGCCUGGGGCAUAGGAUAAACGGAGGGCAGGGGAGUGGCAGGAAGAGCCCAUGUGGAGCUGGGGGCAGGGAAGGGACAGGGGGAGCCUGGGGCAAAGAAAAACAUUUGAUAAUUACAAACAUUUUGCUCAUAUAGAAGGGUACAAUUUAUGGAAAUGGACUGCCAUGGGGAACACAACUGAAAAAAGGUCGGGAACCACUGCCCUAGAUGAUUGUGACCAAAGUUGUAGAACAAACAUUAUCCCAUGAGUUGUAAUCUGAAAAGUGGCAACCAUCAGGUACAAUCCAGGGGUGAUUACUUACUUUGAUAAAUCUCCCCAAAGGGUUUUGGCUGAGAGGACAUAGUGAGAGAUGCAUUUCACAAUAUCUGGUAAAAUACCUUUCCUAUAACCACUGACUCGUAAUGGACAGACUAAAUCUGUGCGGCGCUAGAUUGACACAUUACACUUACAGUAAAACACUGUCCUCCUUGUCAAUAAGGAACAGAUCCCUUAAUGUUCUUAUUGCUUUUCUAGGAGUUCAACCUUCUAUAUGAGGAAGCAAAAUAUUACCAGCUCCAUCCCAUGGUCAAAGAACUGGAGAGAUGGAAACAGGACAAAGAACAUCGAAAGCACUUCCAGCCAUGCGACUGUCUGGUUGUGAGAGUGACCCCUGACCUUGGAGAAAGGAUUGCGUUGAGCGGAGAGAAGGCAUUAAUAGAGGAGAUCUUCCCAGAAACUGGAGACGUUAUGUGUAACUCGGUGAACGCCGGCUGGAACCAAGACCCAACCCACGUCAUUAGGUUUCCUUUAAAUGGUUACUGCAGGUUAAAUUCUGUCCAGGUAAGAUACUCCGUGUGCUUAUGUACUACUGCCUAAUGUGUUCAUAAUACUGGAGAUAAAACAAAACAAAUAGAGGGUGGUAGGUAGAUUAUCUUGGUAUACCUCCAUUAAUCUGCACUGACCUAUGGCCUUUGCACAGGUUAUGGUACAAGGAGUUUCCUGUAUCACUGUAUGCAGUUGCUUAUAUCUGCAGUAAUUUGCAAAAACUUUGUUUUCCUUCCUCGUUUGCCAUCCAAAGUCGUCUACCAUGUGCACGUUUAAUACUUCCUCCAGAGCAGUGCUGGGUGGGAAAAUGCAGAGUCUUUGGCUGAGAUGAGAUUAUUUAACAGUUCCAUUUAUAAAAUCUAAAUAAUGCAACGGCAGCUAGGGAUAUGCUACAUAGGGGUUUAUAUGAAAAGAUGAUAAGACUCUAUAGACUGGAAUGAGAGCAUCCUGAUUGGAGAGGCCUCUUCCUGGUCUGUUUUUUGUUUUUCAUUAUUUUGUUGCAGGUGUUUGAGUGGUAUAAAACUGUGCUGAAUUUGAUUUACUGGAGACAUCUGGGGUUAGCCAAGGUGACGGAGAUUUCAAAUAAAUUAUUGUUCUAGAUAUCUCACACUGUAGCGAAACAAACACUGUGAAAUUUGUACACCAGUACUUUCUCUCUAAGAUGACACAAGGUUUGUUUGUAAAAUCCUAUUUUCUAAGGCCAUACACACCUCUGGUCAUUCCUACAGUCCUCUGCCAGGUGAGAUUAGAAGAAAAUAGAUUUUUAAGUCGAAAAAAAGAAACAUUUUGUUUUAUGCCACCAUCGUGAUACUUUCAUCAAUUAACGUCCUGGAGGUGUUUCUCCAAAACGCCCUGCAGUAUGUAACAUUACGUUCCAAAAAGACAAAAAAAUGUUCUGAGAGUGCAACAAUGUACAAAUGCAUAAUUUAUGUCUUGCUCAUAAUUAAAUGAUGAUGCCUGCAGUAAGGACUUAAAAGAAAUUGAUCUUUUUUUUUUUUUUUGUAAAGUGUGUAUAUAUUAUAUAUAGUAUUACAGAGGAUCUAUAAUGGAGAACAGCGUGUUAAGGGGGAAAUAAUGCUAUCUUGAAGUUCUGAAGACAUUACAACAAGCCACAAGACUGCAGGUCGAGUGUUAUAGAAAUUUCUCCAGAUCCCCUGAUCCUACGUGUUCUGCUUUCUUUAUAUUACAGGAUACGUUUAGGUUAAGGCAGUGGUUCCCAAACUUUUUAGGUGCAAGGCAUCCUUAAUAUUUCAAUAGGUUUCCAAGGCGCCCCAAGUUAACAGAAUUUCCUAGGUUGUAUAUGUGUACAGCACAGCAGCAUAUACUGGGUCCCUGUCCGGCAGAAAUGCUUGCCAUUCAAGCGCAGAGCCAGAACCUAAUCUUGGGAGGGGCACUGGCAGAUUAUUUAAAGAAACAAUCCAGGCACAAAAACCACUACAGCACUUUGUAGUUACAGUUCUAGGACAGCAACUUCAGCUGCAUAUCACUUUCUCAAUUUUAGCACAACCUAACAACCAACUUAAACUUAUCUACGGGUUGUGAUUACAUUCCAGUUUAUAUUAUUUUCAUUAAAGGGACACUAUAAUCACCAAAACACCUUUAGCUUAAUGAAGCAGUUUUGUUGUAUAGAUCAUGCCCCUGCAGUUUUACUGGUCAAUUCUAUGCCAUAUAGGAGUAAAAUCACUUUGUUUAUACAGCCCUAGACACACCUCCCUGCAUGUGACUUACACAGCCUCCCUAAACAAUUCCUGUGAAGAGUCAUCUAAUGUUUACCUUUAUUCUGUUUAAUUUAGAAUGUCUUUUCUCCUGCUCUGUUAAUAACUUGCUAAACCCUACAGGAGCCUCCUGUAUGUAAUUAAAGUUAAAUUGCAGAGCAGGAGAUAAACUUUUAAAGUAAGUUACAUCCGAUUGAAAAUGAAACCAUUUUGUUUUCAUGCAGGCCGUGUCAGUCACAGCCAGGGGACGUGUGGCUAGGGCUGCAAAAACAGAUACAAACGUUAUUUAACUCCUAAAUGGCAGUGAAUUGAACAGCGAGACUGGAGAGGCAUGAUCUAUAAACCAAAACUGCUUCAUUAGGCUAAAUUUGUUUUGGUAACUAUAGUGUCCCUUUAAAGGGAAAAUAUAGUGCCACAAAAACAAAGUUGUUUUCCUGGCACUGUAGCUGCUUAUGGCGUGCUCCCUGUGGUGCAGAGCAGAGGGGGUUAAAAAAAAAAGCUCUGUCACUUACCUGAGUCCAGCGCCAAUGUCCCUCGGCGCUGACCCAGGCUCCCCGCGCUGCGCUGACAUCCGUAAUAUUAUGCUUUUUUUAUGGGGGUUUGGGUGAUGCUGGAUGUCCUUAUGCAUAGUAUCAGGAUAUCCAGUAUAAAGAGACCAAAAGUCGUCUAACGACCAGGAGGUCCCCAGAGGUGGAGUUAACCCAUAAAGGUAAUUAUUUCAGGUUCUUAAAACCUGCAAUAGAUUGUCUUUGCUGGGUUUAGGGACCUGGGACACUGCACCCAGAUCACGUUGAUUAGCUGAAAUGGUCUGGGUGCCCAUAGUGUCCCUUUUAACAUGCUUUGCAAGACAAAGCCCAAUAAAGUAUGUAAAUGAGUGAGCCCCUGCAGUGGUGUUUGCAUGGCACCUGUGACUGCCCCGAUUUCUCAGAUUGAGGCAUCAUGUGGUGGCGAAGUUCAGUGGAGGUGAUGCUAAGGAACACAUCACAUAUAAAGAUUUAGCCUAAGUAACCGUAAUCGGUUUUUUUUUUUGUUUUUUUUUUAAAGGAACAAUUAAUUUCCUUUCCAGAUAGGAUGUCCAUGUCACCUAUACACAGAUUAUGUUAAACAAUAAAAUAAAUAUCAAUAAGGAAUAAUAACUUACAUUUAGCUAGAUCUUGAACAGGUGCUGGCAGUGCCCCUUUAAGAAGCAUGAUCAUGUGGGUUUUCUUGGUUCAAUUUCUGUGGCAUGGAUAAACUGGAAAAAGACAGUAAUCAAAAAUGUUAAGUUUGCAGGAAAUAUAUGGCACUAUAACAAACGGUAUAUAUACCUUUUUCACUCCAUUUUUUAAAUGGGGAACUAUGGAUGUCAGCUGACACUCCAAUUGGGACUGAGUCCAAGGGCUUCCCGAUUGAAGCCUGGGGCUGAAAUAGAAAUACAGGGGGCAGAGCUGAAGACUUUGGGGUUUAAAACAGUAACCCUAAGGUAAGACCUCCUCACACCAUAACAACUUAAUUCUGUUGUUAUGGUGCCUGGUGUGUUUCUUUAAAAAAAAUAAAAUAAUUUAUAUAUAUAUAUAUAUAUAUGAUUGUAUCAGAGUCCAUAACUCACCCUUUCAUUCUUUCCUCGGUUGAUCAAAUAAGUACCAUUCACCCAUUGCGAGUGUGCUAAUCUAUGGGGAAGUUGCCCCGAACAUAGAAUUGCGGGAUUCCAUGCCCUAGUGAACUGGUCUAUGUUUGGGGGAAUUCCCCUUAAACAUAGACCUGCUUUCUAGCACAUACUUGCUCCAGUUUUCCACCAAAAUAAGACACCCCUGAAAAUAAGCCCUAGUGCGUUUUUCAGGGGGAAAAUUAUUAUAAGACCCGGUCUUAUUUUGGGGGAAAGGCGGUAGACAUGUGAGGGAUUGCUGUACUCUGAAUGUAGGAGAUCUUUAGCGUUUGAAGUAGUAGGUUACACAGGACCUGUGAAAUGUACCAAUCCAAUUUAAUAUGUAUGUGAACAAAAUAAAAUGUACAGCUAAGUUUGAUGAAAUGGUAAACUGAAAAGACUCUGCCUGCGCUAUUUCAUACAGGGCAUUUUGUCAUCUGCUGGUAUGCCAGGAUUGGGGUAACAUUAAUUGCAAAUUGACAAUUUAAAUCUAACUUAUUAAAACCAUGUCAAAAGUCUAGAUAGGUGCUGUACUCAAGGAGCAUGGCAGAUUCCAAACAUAAAAUAGUUUCACUACUAACAUUGGGGGUGUCAGGUCACUAUUGGUACCAUAACCACUGCAAAAGGGUUAACUCACAGUGUUUAAGAGUUUAUCUAAACUAAUCAUUUCAGGUCAGCCAACAGCAGUUAGAAUGAAAAUGUAAGUGAACUGCAAGCAGGAAGAGAUACCAAUAAAAUAGUCCCUAUAUUUGUACAACAGUAACUUGAAAACAACAUGUAGCCAGAUUUUGAUAAAGAAUUUGAGCAUGAUAAAAAGAAUGCAGGAACACGGCCGAGUCACUUUAAAGCUGAAGGACUGCAUGAUGCAAUAUAUAUUUUAUGUAAAAAUUCAAUACUUGUACUGUCUGUAUAAAAAGGAAACCUGCACAAGUUUGGGGCUCUGAUUAUCUCAAAGGACUUUUUGUCCCUUGUUCGUUGAGUAUAUUUCAGUUUUUCCAGACGUAAGGGUUAUUUUUAAAAGCUGUGACUUUUCUUCUGUCUACUCCAACACUUAGUGUUCAUUUGUUACCUUCCUUUAGCAAAACAACAAGAAACUUGUAGAUAGUGUAUCAUGAUUAACAAGCACGUACCUCGUGGCUCGUCACCUUCCCUACGUAAACGUAUCCUUGUCGUGUCUUGCAGGUCUUGGAGAGAUUAUUUCAGAAGGGAUUUCACGUGGCAGCUUCGUGUGGGGGUGGCGUUGACUCCUCUCAGUUUAGCGAAUACGUACUCUGCAGAGAGGACAGGCGAAUGCAGCCCAACACAAUACGGAUAAAACAGGAACCUCUGGACUGACGCACCAGGAGUUAACUUUGUAAUCACAGAAGUGUUCAAAAAUCCUCUACGGGAAACCCUGAGGAUCUGCAAAACAGUAUUAACAGACUAUGUUUGACUUGUCGUUGCCAGUUUGUGAUAUCUUGAAAGUACUUAUAACGUCACGAUACAAAAGGCCCGGUUUCACUAUGAAAGCAUAGAACUAUUGUGCCUGGGCCUCGCUACAGCUGUGCUGUGGGAAAAAUACAUUCACAUUCUAAUGGUUCAAACCCAUGAAUAGCAUUGAAAAACUGAGCAUAUUAAGAGGAAUUUACAGUAUUCUGAGGUGGAUGAUACAGAAACACUUUUUUUUUUCUGGAGCUAUAACGAUCACAGACUUUUUAUCCAAGUCCUAAAAUGUUAGUGACAAAGCUACACGUCACUCAGAGACUUGUUAAAGACCAAUGAACGCAUACCAAUGAGGUAUCAAGUUAAAGAACAGACAUGUUUAUUUUUAAAUGGAUGGAAACCUGAAAGUAAAUGGACAGGCACUUACCCUAAAAUAUUCUGAACUAUAACAUAUUAUAACUUAAACUAUCUCUUUUUAAAAAUGUACCCAGUGUCACAGAGGACAAUGAGUUUUUAUAGCAAAUUCUGCUGAAUUCUUUUUAUUACAAAACUAUUGCCUCGAUCCCAACGUUUUUCUUACCCUGCAUGUUCUGACACAAGUUUUAAAAAAGAAAAUCCGUGUAGAAAUAUUAAAAAAAAAUGAAUAAUAAAAUUGGCAGUUUAUUGUAAUGUUAAUUUUAAAAAAAUGUGUUAAAUCAUUGCUGCAGAACUAUGAUGACUUCUUUAUAUAUUGUUUCCAUAUAACCUGACAUUUGAACAAAUAAUUUGAUGUUUAUUUACUAAACGCAGAACUGUAUUGAAUUAGAAAUAUUUUUCCAACUCCGUUAUAACCACACAGGCUAUUAUAGCUAUAGAUUUUUAAAUUCAAUACAAUUUGCCGUUUAGUUUGUAAACCUCUCACUUGAGAUUGCUUGCAUGUUUACGCUGGUCAUUAAAGUGGUUCUGUCACUGUCUGGGGUUUUCUCAACGUUUGCAAAGACCCCUGACGGUGACGGCUCUGCUUGGUGUCCACAGGGGAAGGUGAGUUUACUUACCUGAGCCUGUUCCUGUGUGGCCGCCACUAUGGUCUUCCUGCCGGUCCUCUUUAGAUGCCUGGUGCCCACGUCAGUGUUGUAACUCUCGCAAAUGCGCAAGACUAAAUCACUGACUAUGCGUUAGUCCAUAGGAUACUCCAUAGACAGCCUUUUCCCCCAAAGCUACUAGUGACGGCUGGGGAAUGACAAAACUUGACAAAAGUCGCUCAGCUAGAAUUUCAGUAAAACUUCCAAUUCAGUCGAAGUGAGUAUUUCAUAGAGAUUUUGACAGCAGCCAAAACAAUCAGGUGCACUAUAGAUAUAUAUGACUUCAAUAAAGUGAAUUGUAUACAGACCUGACUUCUCAAUGUCUUUUACAUCACAUUAAAAGCAUCACUUUCUUGAAGGGGAAAGGAGACACAAAAAUGUUUACUCUCAAGAAACUGUUUCUUAAGAUUGUUUUAACUUUCCUGUUUCUGGUCCAGCUAUUUUCCAUAUUAAACACAAGUUAGUGGUAAUAUAUGCAUGGUACAAUUAUUUUUAUAUUUUAUGUUUGAAAUUCCUUCCAACCACUAAAGUCUAUAAUGUCAGGAAUUCAAAGUGAAUUUCACAGGGAAUACUUAUAAUUAAAGAAAUGUGUUUUAAAGGAACACUCCAAACACCAUAGUCACUACAGCCUUCUGCAGUGUUUAUGGUGCCAGGAGUGCUCUGCUGCCCUCGCAGGGUGGUCUGACUACUUACCUUGGGUUUACCAGGUGCCUGUCACUGUCGUGCAGCGCGAGCUCGUUGGCUGGGUGUGUCAAUCGAGGCUUAUUUCAGUGGCUGAGGUGGGGGCGGGCACCUAGGGGGGGCCUAGGUAUGUUCUUAAACGGUUUGGGCACUCCUGGCAUCUGCAGGCUUCAGUGGUUAUGGUGCUUGGAGUUUUAUUUUGUUUUUUUAAAGCCUGGAAAAGCAGCAAAUGUCAGUGGAAUUAGUGGAAUUUUGUGGAUAGUUGAAAAAGAAGAAAUAUGAAAGCAGAUUUAAUCUAAGUUCCUGACUUUCAUCUCUGUGCUAAGUUUGCAACAGGGUUUGUGGCUCUCAAAGCGUGUUUACUGGCUUAUUUCAGUAUUAUUACUAUGCUGCAAAUCAAUGUAGUGGGACAGGAGCCAGACAAUUCAGAGUUUAGUAAAUCCCACAACACACAAAAUGUUUCCAGUGAUAAGUUCCACACCAAAGCAAAAAAGGCAACCAACACCAGAUUCGCCAGUAGUACGUCUUUAAACCAUCCCCCAAAAUGAAGCGAAACGCAGCUUUCUCAGCCCGAGCUCAUGUGGCAGGUAUCGAGGUAAAAAUAGAUUCCUGUUAAAUCCUGUCUGUUUAACAUGUGGUUGGUCUCAAUCAAUGAUCCUGGUGUUAAUCACGCUUUCCCCCCACUCUUAUUAAUUUAUAAAUAUAUUGGAGUGACACAGCGAGCAUCCGUGAGAAUGUAUUAAACGGCAACCUCUGGCAAGUAAGAUCUUCCAACCGCAAAAUGUGGAAUUCACAACUAAACUCUGGAACCAAGUUACAACGUACUUUAUUCCACAAUAUUAUAACGUCUAAAGAAAAAAAUGAUUUGUGAAGACUGGGGCGUUAGGCCUGGAGUGGGCAGCCCGUUCUUCAAAUUUGUACAUAACCCGUAUGUAGAAUUGUAUAUUAUACAUUAUUGUAAAACAAAAAAAAAAAGGAAAAAUAAAAAUAUUGUAAUGUACCUGUGCCCACUUAUUUCUAAUCCAAAUCAUGCCAUCAACUUUUAUGUACAGUAAACGAUAAUAACCGUUAAAA